Messenger RNA from Aspergillus wentii DTO 134E9, 1392 nucleotides. RefSeq names its product kinetochore-associated Ndc80 complex subunit NUF2 (gene nuf2). The record is from RefSeq and is a predicted model, not a curated record. Gene Ontology annotation, cellular component: Ndc80 complex; kinetochore. The coding region runs from base 1 to 1392 and encodes 463 amino acids. The transcript has 4 exons. Gene Ontology annotation, biological process: meiotic chromosome segregation; mitotic spindle organization; attachment of mitotic spindle microtubules to kinetochore. Gene Ontology annotation, molecular function: protein-containing complex binding. NCBI's taxonomy places the organism in Eukaryota, Fungi, Ascomycota, Eurotiomycetes, Eurotiales, Aspergillaceae.
AUGUCGUACAAUCAUCGGAUGAGCCAGCAAUUCCAUGGCACCCAGCAACACCAUAACAGGGGACGCAAGAAGGAAGAUGAGAACGAUGCCUUGAUGCGCCUGCCAGAUAAAGAAAUUGCAGGAUGUAUCAACGAUAUUGGUAUUCCUUUUACGACCGCCGACUUGAUCAAACCGAACCCGCAGCAGAUUCAAAUGGUGUUUGAAUGGUUCGGAGAACUCCUUAUGAAUGUCACCAAAGAGACGGUAGAGCCUGCUAUGCGUGCAGCUGGCGAUGAUGUAUCUGGCGAUUACCCAGACAUUGUGCCCGUGGACACGCGCAAUUUAAUGGGGUUCUUUAUCAGUCUGAAGAGGUUAAUGCAGGAGUGCGGAGUAAAUGAUUUCACAUUUACGGAUUUGACCAAACCUACACACGACAGACUCAUCAAGAUCUUCUCGUAUCUCAUUAACUUUGUUCGAUUCCGCGAGUCGCAAACCCCUGUCAUUGAUGAGCAUUUCAACAAAACAGAAAAAACCAAAUCACGCAUCGAUACACUCUACGUGGAGAACCAGGAGAUGGAACAACGGCUGGAGGAAAUGCGACGGAGCCUUAAGGCCAACGAAGGGCAGGUGAGGGAGAAGGUCAGGAGGAACGAUGAAUUGAAAGCACGGCUGCUCGAAUUGAGACGAAACCAGGAAAGGGUCGCUGAAACCCUUGAACGAGUAAAAACGGAGAAGGCAAGGCGACAGGCUCUAUUGGAAGAGAAGACCGAAAAGGUUGUGCGCAAUCGACAAGAAGUGGAGAAGCUUCGACCAUACGUCUUGGAGAGCCCAGCAACUCUCCAGUCAACACUGACUGAACUUUCGGAGAGCCUGCUACGCGAGAAAGCCCAGAUCGAUGCGAUGGAGAAGAGAGCCAGAGCUUUGCAAACGUCAUCAGAUACCUUCACAGUGGUUGGAAACGAUGUGCAGGCUUGCGUCAGGCUUCUCGAGGACAUAGCUAUGGAGUUACAGAAAGAGGAUGACGAAGAUUCCCGAGCUUCAAGGAACAAGGAAGCCAUUUCCGAGAGGGGCAAUAAUGUUAGAGAAGUGGAACAGACUGAAAAACUGCUUCAGCGACAAUUAGCACGCUGGAAUGAGAGGAUAGAAGCGCUCGGAAAGAAUGCUCGGGAAAAAGCAGCAGCAGCACAAGCUCGGAUGGAGGAGCUUCGAGAUGUCCAGAAGCAGCUCCGUGAAGAGCGUGCAGAAAAGCAGCGUGAUAUGGAGAGACGGAGAAUCCGCAUUGAGCAAACUGAGAAAAAGAUGGCCGAUCUCAAAGAGAAUAUCGAGAGCGAGAUUCAAAGCGCCCAUGACCAGUAUCUCAAGCUGGAAUCACAUAUCAAGCUUUAUACCACCGAGAUGGAAAAGUGUCUAUGA